UCUCCCGGAUAUGGAUUGUUCCUUACGGCUGAAACAACAGAAGGGGUUGUGUAUCAUGGAGAAGCGAUGUCAAAGCCGAAAGGAGAAGCUGGCGAUCCAAUUGUAGCAGAGGAUGUUGGGAGUAAUGCUGCAAUUGCACUACUGGAAGAAAUCUACAGAGGUGGAUGUUUGGAUAGUUCAGCUCAAAUACUGGCGAGCUCUUUCAUGGCUCUUGGGCAAAAAGAUAUUUCAAAAUUUCUUUUUGGCCCCUUGACUGUUUAUAGUGGUACAUAUCGUUGGUCCUGA
This is a messenger RNA of Cooperia oncophora, 285 nucleotides long. NCBI's taxonomy places the organism in Eukaryota, Metazoa, Nematoda, Chromadorea, Rhabditida, Trichostrongylidae. The record is from the annotation of a GenBank genome assembly.